UUAAGUUUUCUUUCAGAUUUGACCGAUUAUGUUCGCUAAAUUUGAAUGUAAGAGGGCGUUUGGUAUGUUUAUUUUUGUUUUUUUUAUAUGCAAAAAGGAGGUCCCUUACGUCACUGUAAUUAUAGAAAUGUAGAGAAUAAUCUUUUACCUUCCAAAGGGUCGAUCCGUUCGACUCCUAGACUGUCCUUUUAGUCAACUGCCGCUUCAAAAAACGCCAAAACAACAAAAGCCCAAGAAUAUUUUCUACCAUACACCAAAUCCAUACAAACUCUUUUUUUAAAAAAGAAUUGUGGCGGUAUCAUAGCUCCCUCCAACAAGCCACAACAGCAACAGCAUCUUUUAUUUUCCUCAAUAAUAAAAAAAAUUAUUUAUAAACAACAACAAAAAAAAAAAAAAAAACUUGGUCGUAUGGUAGUGGCAACCUAAGAAUGUUCCAAGAUGGUCACAAAAACAUUCGAUUAAUAAAUUAAAACAAAAAAAAAAUGUGGCAAAAAAAAGAAAAAAAGGAAAAGAAAAACUUAAUAUCACUCUCUCUCCCCAUCCCCUUCAAAUUCUCACACCUAUAAAAACCCUCCUAGUGGCUAGCUACUCCCUACCCAUCUUCAUCCACUACUACUAGCUACCUAAGCUACAACCCUUUACCCAAAUCUUCAGUACGUACGGUGGUCUUUUUUGCAUUAAAGCUCCAAAAAUGGCGGCUCUGUCAACAUCCUCCUCCAUGCUCAACAUUGACUCAAACUCUCCCGACGUUGACAAGCUCUCCUACGAAAUCUUCUCCAUUCUCGAAAACAACUUCCUCUUCGGCUACAACAACAACGGCAGCAGCGCCGCCAAAGAAAACCCAACAGCCCAAAACCUCCUCUCCGAUACCAAACCCACCAAUCUCUCCACUCCCCUCCAUCACAUGCAUUCUAGCAAACACUUCACGGGCAAGGUCCGCGUCCUCGCCAUCGACGCCGCCGGCGCCACCGACGGCCUCCUCGCAGCCAACUCCCUCGCCCAUCUCGAGUCAUCUCUCCGCCGCAAGUCCGGCAAUCCCAACGCCGCCAUCUCAGACUUCUUCGAUGUCGUUUCCGGGUCGGGCUCCGGCGGCAUUCUCGCCGCUCUCCUCUUCACCCGGAAGUCUAAGGACGGGUCGACCCGACCCAUGUUCACCGCUCAGGAGGCCCUCAACUUCCUCCUCGACAACCGCCGCAGGAUCUUCAGGUCGUCGACGGGGGGGAUUUUCCGGCGGGUUUUCCGGCCGACGAGGGCGGAGAAGGAGAGGGAGAAGCUCUUCCGCAAGACGUUCGGCGACCAGCUGAGCCUCAAGGACACGCUGAAGUCGGUGCUGAUUCCGUGCUACGACAUGUCGUCCCGCGCGCCUUUCUUGUUUUCGCGGGCGGACGCGGUGGAGAUGGACGGCUACGAUUUCAAGAUGAAGGACGUGUGCACCGCCACGUCGGCGCAGCCGGCAGUGGAGGUGAGGUCGGUGGACGGGAGGACGAAGAUCAUGGCCGUCGACGGGGGGAUCGCGAUGAACAAUCCGACGGCUGCGGCAAUUACGCACGUGCUGAAUAAUAAGCAGGAGUUUCCGUUCUGCAAUGGGGUUGAGGAUCUGUUGGUUGUGUCUCUCGGAAAUGGAGAGUCAGAGCUAGGAAAUUUGUCGCCUUCUGGCUGCCUCAAAAUCGCCGGUGAAGGAGCUUCCGACUUGGUUGAUCAAGCUGUUUCCAUGGCGUUUGGACAAUCUCGAGCAAGCAAUUAUGUCCGCGUGCAAGCCAACGGCAUCAUAUCGAAAAUGCAUGGAGGUCUGCAAGCCUCAAACAAGAACAAGAACAAGAACAAGAAGAUAGACAUGUUGGCCUUGACAGAGGAAAUGUUGGCACAGAAAAAUGUGGAGGCCGUACUAUUCAAAGGCAAGAAAAUGGUGGAGAGCACAAAUGUGGAGAAGCUUGAGAUGUUUGCUGGGGAGCUGAUUAAAGAAGAAGAGAGGAGAAAAACUUGCUUCUUGCCAACUGUGGUUUUGAAACAGACUUGUUCAACAUCGCCUAGCAGAACAUCAUCUGCCACAACCCUAUCAACCAUGUCAUCUUCAUGUUAAAUUAAUUAGUCUUAAUUACUACCUUAAGCAUUCGCAGCCGGUCGGGAAAAUCGAGAUUAAGCAUCCGACUCUGAGCUGAGCUGCUGAGUUUGAGAAUUUGGGGUUUAAGUUUUAUUUUGCUAGCUGAUGAUCAUAAAGUGUAUAUUUAUGGUAGAAGGGGGUUUGCAAUGUGUAUACGAGUUAAGUAUGAAGGCAAGGCAAGUAGUGGCAAAGUGUAAUCAAAUUCAAGAUUGGAGUUUUUCUAUAUUAUAAUAUAA
Prunus persica (peach) is the source of this 2337-nucleotide messenger RNA. RefSeq names its product patatin-like protein 3. Gene Ontology annotation, biological process: lipid metabolic process. Bases 692 to 2080 code for a protein of 462 amino acids. The record is from RefSeq and is a predicted model, not a curated record. NCBI's taxonomy places the organism in Eukaryota, Viridiplantae, Streptophyta, Magnoliopsida, Rosales, Rosaceae. The transcript is spliced from 2 exons.